AUGGUGCGGUCCAGCGCCGACCAUACUGACGUCAAGCGCCAGCCGGCUGUCAAGGGCCAGCCGGCGGCCGUCAAGAGCGAGCGGCAGCUGACGGCUGAGGAGCACUGGGAGUGGCACGCGCCGCACAUCCGCAACUGGCGCGGCGAGUGGAAGAUCUGGAAGCCAGUGGACAGCGACGCGCUGCAGAAAUCGUUCAAAUCCGUCCGUUCGUUUCAAUUCAAGGAUGCGGAGAAGUCCGCUUUUGACCACGUGAACGACUGGUACGAGGAGAAGGGAGAUUUAACCAUGACUCCCUUGUCAGGGGUAACUUGGGAAAUUACCCGCAAGGAUCACAGCCUGUCCGACGGCAUCAUGCACCCUGCCCGCCCUUCUCACCGAGUGCUGUGCGUCAAUCCCAAGGGCGAGGGCGCGUGGGUGCAGCAGCAGUUCAAAGGGCCGCAGGAGGGGCUUUACCUGGAAGCGUUUAUCAGCAAGGUGGGAAUGCCUUUUAGCAUGUCUGCCACGUGGCAUGUGAGCAGGCAUGAGGUGAAGCGGGUGCUUGCUUCGUAUGAUGAAACGGGGAGGCUGCUAGGGCUGUCCGGAGGGGAUUACACCCAUUGA
This is a messenger RNA of Closterium sp. NIES-65, 600 nucleotides long. Lineage: Eukaryota; Viridiplantae; Streptophyta; Zygnematophyceae; Desmidiales; Closteriaceae. The record is from the annotation of a GenBank genome assembly.